Molecule: messenger RNA, 1140 nt
Organism: Acaulospora morrowiae
Lineage: Eukaryota; Fungi; Glomeromycota; Glomeromycetes; Diversisporales; Acaulosporaceae
Source: the annotation of a GenBank genome assembly
CUCAAAACGCCGACAUCACUGAAGAAAACACGGUUCAAAGUGCCGACAUCGCUCAAGAAAACACAGUUCAAAGCGCUUCAAUCGAUCCCAUAAUAAAUAGUCGCGAACCUGAACUGUCAACAAAUAUUCUCACUUCAGCAAGCGAUCAGUCCGAGACUAACGACGUUCAAGACACCUCAAUCAUAGUUCAAGAUACCAUGGCUCAAGACGCUUCAACCACCACGGCUCAAGACACCAUAACUCAAGACCUUACAAUCAUCAGCACACUUGACGCACUUCAUCUUGACGCUCCAAUCGCCACUAGUACAAUAUCCAACCUACCUGAAACUGUGGAGUCCCACCUCGCGUAUGAGGAAGAGCCUGGUCAAACGCAAAGGUUUCUUGCUCGUAUAGGAAACAACUUCAGGUGGCCUUCCUCGAUGCCAGAACGCUUCAGGAGGAAUUCCUUCAGAAAAAUUGCUGACGUUGAGUUCGAAUUUGACGACGAGAUCGGGUUUAACUUCAUAUUUUUUUACAACGCACUCGACAAAGGCGAAUUUGCUGGACAUGAAAACGAAUGGGUAACGGUGCACAACCAGAAAGUAAUUGAGUAUGGACAGGAGUAUACAGAUGAUCAAUUGAACUACAUUCUUGAGACUAUGCCUGGUGCUAUCCAAGUUCCUGUUGAUCAGACACGUCUACCACGUAGUAAGCCAGCGAAGAUGGUGAUUGGUCAACGUACUAAUAAUGGAGCCGAUUACAAGAUCAGAGUUCGCGUCAGAAGACCUGGUGAAAAUAAUUUAAUCGCUCUGCUUCCACAGGAUUUUUAUGACACCAAGAAUAAAAACAAAAAGUAUACGUGCGGUGCUUGGGAGGAUGGGGGGAGUACAUUGAGAUUAAAAGCUGGGGGAUAUGGGGCGCCUGCGGAACAAAUUCGUGCAUCCGAGAGUUUGGAGGUUUCUAUUGGCGACGACAAUAAUUGGACCAAGUGGGUUCGAGCCAAAUUCCUACUCUGGGAAGAACGUCCCGGAGAUCAAGUGGAAUAUGCCCUUGUCGGUAAUGAUGUUACAGAUCAACUGGCAUAUGUACAUGAGCCAGGGAACCCAUUAAAGUUCUUAGAUAUUGUAGAUGAGGCUAGGCUCACCACGUUUUUGAAUGGAU